AUGGGCGGCGGUGGUGGCAGGUGGCCGGCGGUGGUGGCCAGCGGCAGAAUUCCAGUGGUGUUGGCCGGCGACAAAAUUCCGGUAGUGGCCGGCGGCGGGAUUCCGGCGGUGGUGGCCGACGGCAGGUGGGCGGUGGUGAGCUUUAAUCUAUUUCAAGCCUUGGAAGGCUUGAAUGGGCAGAACUGCGGCCUCUUCAAUCUGCAAGGGGCAGAAGUGGCUGGACUUGAAGACAUACCGAGCUAG
Molecule: messenger RNA, 243 nt
Organism: Prunus armeniaca (apricot)
Lineage: Eukaryota; Viridiplantae; Streptophyta; Magnoliopsida; Rosales; Rosaceae
Source: the annotation of a GenBank genome assembly